CUCUCUCUCUCUCUCUCUUGCCCUCUUUCUCUCCUGGAGGGGGGUCUGAAGGCAGGGAGAAUGCAGAGGUAGAAACAAGGCAGAGAGAGAGGGGAGAGAAGAGAGAGCGUGAGAAAAAAGUGGCACCGGUGUGCAGGUCACCACGUCAUGUCAAACAACGACCAACUAUGAGCUGCCUCCCACUCCUCAGCUGCCAUUAAAGCAUGUAGAUACACCGGGAUCUACGAGGUCCUGCAAGAGUGUGGAGAUAAGGCGAAAGCAGUCACGGAGUCAGAGUGUGGUUCAGGCCAUGGAGGAGAGUUAUGAGGUGGACCUGGUCUACAUCACAGAGAGGAUCAUCUCUGUCUCUUUCCCCGCCGCCGCCGAGGAGCGCAGCUACACCACCAACCUCAAAGAGGUGGCGGCAAUGCUGCGAUCCAAACAUGGUGAACACUAUCUGGUGCUCAACCUGAGCGAGAUAAGGAAUGACUUAGCAAAGUUAAACCACAAGGUUCUGGAGUUCGGCUGGCCAGACCACCAUGCGCCACCGCUGGAUAAGAUCUGCAGCAUGUGCAAAGCCAUCGACACGUGGCUCAACGGAGAUCCACGAAAUGUUGUGGUACUACACAACAAGGGGAACCGAGGCCGAACAGGGGUGGUGGUGGCUGCCUACAUGCACUACAGCAACAUAUCCGCAAGUGCUGACCAAGCGUUGGACAGGUUCGCCAUGAGGCGCUUCUACGAGGACAAAGCGCUUCCUGUGGGUCAACCAUCCCAGAGAAGGUAUGUGCGAUACUUCAACGGCCUCUUGUCGGGACACAUAAAAAUCAACAACAAGCCUCUGUUCCUGCAUCACGUCAUAAUGCACGGCAUACCGAACUUUGAGUCCAAAGGAGGCUGCCGUCCUUUCCUGAAGAUCUACCAGGCAAUGCAACCUGUCUAUACAUCAGGGAUAUACAACGUGCAAGGAGACAGCAACACAAGUAUCUGCAUCACCAUCGAACCCGGCCUGCUUCUAAAGGGAGACAUCUUGCUGAAGUGUUACCACAAGAGGUACAGAAACCCCACCAGAGACGUGAUGUUCAGGGUGCAGUUCCACACCUGCGCCAUCCACGACCUCGGAGUGGUUUUCGGGAAGAACGAGCUCGACGAGACCUUCAAAGGUAACGGCUCUCCGGAUGAGAGAUUCCCAGAGUAUGGCAAGGUGGAGUUUGUUUUCUCAUAUGCACCAGAAAAAAUCAAAGGCCUGGGCCACUUGGAGAAUGGGCCAAGUGUCUCUGUGGACUACAACACCCAGGACAGUCUUAUCCGAUGGGACUCGUACGACAACUUCCCCCACCGCUGCGAGGACACUGUGGACGACGAGCACAAUGUUGUUCACACCCAAGGUCCACUUGAUGGAAGCCUGUAUGCCCGGGUCCGCAAAAAAGACUCCCUGGAGGGAGUGGUCACCAUCAACGGUCUCCCAGUCCAUGAAAACCCCUUGACCAAUGCAGAGAACCCUUUGCAGCACACCAAUCACCCUCUCCAAACCACUGAACAAACCCUUCCUGUAACAGGCCACGCCGCCCUCCCUGCCGUCGACCACACCCUCUCCGUGAGCAGCGACUCAGGCAACUCUACUGCAUCCAUCAAGACUGACCGUACCGAUGAACACAGCCAGUCCGUGCACGGUGGUGUGAACCACAGCAACCCACCAGUGACCAACCCACCACUCAGCCCUCAGGAGAAGAGAGAACUUGAUCAGCUUCUGAGCGGCCUCGAGGCACCUACUCAUCAACGGCAAGCUUACCUGUCCACAUCCACCAGUCCAGGAGGAGGUGUCCGACAUCUCGUCCCUGCACAGGUCCACGUCAACGGGGGCCACACCAGGCUCGUUGGCGCCCCAUCGACAGAGGAGCGUGAGACAGAUAUUCUUGACGACGAGCUCCCUAAUAGCCAAGAGGGCAAUAGUGUGGACAGCUUGGGCACACUCUCAUCCCUAGAGGGCCAGGGAACACCGGCUGACCUCUACUAUCCAUCAGAGACUCCCGUCAGCGGGCAGAACGACGGUCCCUACCUUGAGAGAGGUGUUCUUGGGGAUAAGCUUAGUGAGAUGCCUGUGCACGGAGUACGAACGCCCACGGCAAUGCAAGAGCGGAGCGUAGACUCUGCAUCGCCACAGGGGGGAUAUAACAACUACCAGAACGGAGGAGGGAUGUACCGCUCACAGUCCUUUGGGAACCCACCAGCUGGCAGCCCUGAGACCAACCCUAAACUGAUGCCCAGGGCCCCCGAAAGGAGUACCAGUAGUCGGGAGGCAGUUCAAAGAGGUCUCAAUACGUGGCACCAGCAUAGCCUCCCGGAUGAUCCAUUUGGGCCUCCUCUUCAGUCCACCCAUAGCUUGCCCCAUUUCCCCACCUCAGCUUCACAGCGGGACAUCGAGCAGUCCAUUGAGGCACUCAACAUGCUAAUGCUCGACCUGGACCCGAUCAACUCCCACAUGUCCAAGUCCCACAGUGCGCCUCCUGGGGAAAAUAACCUCAAUUCAUCACAGGCGCCUUUCUCCCAGACCCUUGCAAGGCCCUCAUACCAAGGGGACUCUGCCAUCCAUGGCUACAACAACUCCGGGUCGGUCAACAACAACUUUCAUCAGCCACUGCGGUCGGCUGGGAGAGUGUCAACAUUGCCCAACCAGAGCCCCGUAAUGGAGUCUCCAGCGUAUUCUCCACAGAGGACCAACGCAGGCUACCAACACCAAAACACCACCCCAACACACACCCCCGAGCCCUACCUCCACACACGCCAAGCACCCCACCACUACCCCGCCGAUCCUUCCCCUAAUUUCAACCAGCAGGCACCAAUGAAGCCUGUGAACUCUUACCCAAGCGGCGGGGUUUCAUACUCCCCGGACCUGCAGGGUUCAUCCCCUUAUCCAGGCUACAGUACCUCCUCUUCUCCUCUCCCUGCUCUAACGCCUCAACCCAAGGACACAUCAUCUUCCUCCUUGCCUAGAGAAGAAGAGGCAGAAGAGGAGCAGCUAAACUUGGAAGGCCUGGUCGCUCAACGCAUCGCUGGGGUACGCUCUAGGGGAAUGACCCCAGAAGUGACACAGGAGACGGGCCGACGUCGGACCACCAGCGAGGGUCAGUACCAGAGCAGCCAUGACAACAGGCCGGCGGGGCAUUCACCAGACUUCGCUAACAACCUGGCUCUCAACCCUGGAGGAAGACCUAGAGAGGGUACGAUGCACAGCUACCGGGAGGCGUUCGAGGACAGUGAGCCAGACGGGUUUGCCAACAGUCCCACUUUUGGAGGCGGUGGUGAGAUUUCCCCCCAGACCCCCAGCUUCCCCGUGUCACCACAGACUCCUUACUUCAACAUGUCUCGCUCCCCUCCAGGUUUGGCCAAGACUCCUCUGUCAGUGGCGCUGGGGCUGAAGCCACACCAACAAGGUGGAUCAGAUAAUCGCAGUUUUGGGGACUCCAGAGCACAAGCGUUCCACUCGCCUCUCUCCUCCAGCAGCCCAAUCCAUGUUACUGAUGGGAGGAGGAUGGGCUCUUCAGACAGCGCCCCUCACAGCCCAGUCCCCUCUUACACGCACCGACCCGCCUCCCCCGAGGGCUCCCAGGUGAACAUCAUGGGCGUCCACACCGUCCCCGGCAGCCCCAACACCCUCCACCGCACAGUGGCCACCAACACGCCACCGAGCCCGGCCCUCCAAAGACGCCUGGGUCAAGCCAGCCCCUCGCUGACCAGACACGCCCCUCCAGCCGGCGCCGUCCCCUCCAGCCCUCUGAUCGGCCGCAACCCAAAAACAGCAGGCGCCGGCGUGCCCCCCAGCCCCAUGAUGGGCCGCCGCACGGCCACGAGUGGCCACAGCACGCCCGACGAGCUGGGGGCCGCGUCUCGUCAGGGGAGCGCCCAGCCGCCCUUCACGCCCGCCUUCCCCGUCUCCCCACAUCUGCCAGAGAAGAGGCACAUGUCCAGCGGAGACGCAGAGAGGACGGACAACAGGAACUUGACGCCCGCCAGCGGUGGCAGCACGCCCAACCUGUCUGGCACACACACACUCCCAGACGUCUCCAAGUCCAUAUACGAUAGUUAUCCAGACAUUAAGAUGAAUGUCAAGUUUGUCCAGGACACUUCCAAGUACUGGUACAAGCCAGACAUCUCCAGAGAGCAAGCCAUUAAUCUGUUGAAGGACAGGGAGCCCGGAGCGUUCAUCAUAAGGGACAGCCAUUCUUUCCGUGGAGCCUAUGGUCUGGCUAUGAAAGUGGCCUGCCCCCCACCAACCGUCCAACAAACCAAAAAGGUUGGAGACAUGACUAACGAGCUGGUGAGACACUUCCUAAUCGAGACGAGCCCCAAAGGCGUCCGUCUGAAGGGUUGUCCCAAUGAACCGUACUUUGGUUGUCUUUCUGCUCUGGUGUACCAACACUCGAUGACUCCCCUGGCUCUGCCCUGUAAGCUGAUGAUCCCCGCCAAAGAUCCAAAUGAAGAGGCGCUGGAACUGGCAACACCGACUGAUCCAGUUGUUGAACUUCUGAAGCAAGGAGCAGUUCAGAAGGUUCCUGAGGAGGCUCAUGCGUGCAACGUUCUGUACAUCAACUCUGUGGACAUGGAGUCUCUCACUGGCCCUCAGGCCAUUGCCAAGGCGAUCAGUCAGACCCUGGCGACCAACCCUCUGCCCGACGCCACCACAGUCCACUUCAAAGUGUCCGCACAGGGCAUCACGCUCACCGACAGUCAGAGGAAGAUUUUCUUCAGGCGGCAUUAUCCACUCAACACAGUAACCUACUGUGAUCUUGAUCCCCAGGACAGAAAAUGGGGCAAAGAGGGAGGUGGCUCAGUGAAGCUUUUUGGAUUUGUCGCACGGAAACAAGGAAGCACAACAGACAAUGUCAGCCACCUGUUUGCCGAGCUGGACCCGGAUCAGCCCGCCUCCGCCAUCGCCAGCUUCGUCUCCAAAAUGAUGAAGCGGUGAAAAACUCCCAACGCCUAAAUAAUGGCAGUGGCCAUUUUGAAAUCUUCCUUCAUCAUUGGUGUCUUUUUCGCCAAGACUCGAUGAUGUCCUUUUUUUUCCUUCUUCUUCUUUUUUUUUAAAAUUUGUGUUGCCUGUCGGUUUGUUUGUUUCCCCUUCUCUCUUUUUUCUCUCUGCCUUGCUGGUUUGUCUUGACUUUGGUCUUUUUUCGAAGAGUCGAUUUGAAGGAUUUGGUGUGGAUGCGUGGUGUGGAGCUGUGAACGUGACAAACAUGGAGGCCUUUGAAGGGAGAAAAUUUACUGACAGGGUAACCUGUACUAGAAGAAAAUGCUAGCUAAAGACUAAAGGAACAAUGCUAAGUUCAGACGGGGAACAUGUAAGGACUCGUAUGUUUCGGGGUUUUCUGUUGUUGUUUUUGUUGAUUGAUUUACCAAAGGUAGUUGCAAUACAAGUGCAAGAAUGAUGUAGCUAUUAAGCCAUUAUUAUUUCCUCUUUUCAAAAGAUGAAGUGUUGAACAAAAAAAGAAAAAAAAAAAAAGAAAUACGGUUUCUUCUUGAACUUGUCUUCAGGAAAAAAGUUGGCCUUGAUGGCUUUUAGCAAAACAGUGUCUGAAGACCUUAUGCAUGUUAGCUUGAUCUUUAAGCUUGGUUCUUCUACCUUCCACAAAAGUCAUUGUGAAAUCCUUAGAGUGGUCAUUUUCCAGGUCUGUUGUGUGUUGGAAAGGGCUCUGCAGUGAAACAACGACUGAUCUAAACUGCGCAUAGCAGACCAGGCUAAAAAAAAAAAACAACAAAAAAAAACCACCACGCUAAGGUCACCGCACUUUGUGUCAGUGCAGCCACACUUGCAUCACCUCGGCCCUCUGGUCCAAGCCUGAACGCUCUCUGAAAACCUGCUUAUUGGAUUAUUCUGCUGAUUGCAUGGCAGACAGAGAGAGGAAGACUGUUUAUCCACAAGAUGGCGUCACUCAGUCAGGCUUGUUCUUUGCCCCUAGCCACAUAGACUUACCCAUCACCAACUGCUUGCAGUAGUGGAUCUGUUGAUAGACGCUGCCACUGAAACACACUGGAAAUCACCAGGGACUGGCCCCAUGACCUGGACCUAUGCACUGUUCUUUAUGCAUGUUGUUGUCCCAAAAUGCACCCUCCCUCAUAGCUACAUUCAACAUCACUGAAAACAUUCUAUGCUGUGUGCUAAAAACGACUUAAAAACCUUUAGACAAGUACACUGAGGUUGUAUGACUUGUCAAAGACUGCAUGAACUAGACAACAUUUUUGUACUCUUCUCAGAGUCCUGAAAAGAAGUAGACAACCCAUUGUUGAAGUAGUCAAAUGAUGGUGAGAUGCUAUAUUUUUACUUUUAUUCUUGAUUUUUUUUUUUUUUUUGGUCCAUUUGAGCCAGGGUUACCUUUCACUGUAUCAAGGACAGUCUGGUCUUUGUUUUUCGUUCCCACAGUGUCGUCAAAAAAUUUACAUUUAGAUACUUUUAGGGCAAAGGAGGGAAAAAAAACGAGAAAAAAAAAACACAAGGAGUUUCCACACUGUGCGCAAAUGCCUGCUUGUUGAACACAUGCUCAACCAUUCACAAUAAGCUAAGGAAAAUUGAUAUUGAUAUAAUGUACAUAGAUAUACUACUUUGAAAGGUGACAUAGCGAAAAAGUAUUUAUUUUUGUUGCUUUGGUCCCUCAUGAUUACUCAUAUAUACAUAUAUUGUACAGUCUAGAUAAAGAAGAUUACCUAAUGGGUUGAGAAAAAAAUAUAUACUUAUUUUGGCUAAUGAUUUCAAAGUCUGACGAUUUUGAAAUGUGUUUGAAUAUAUGGUGUACAUUACUUUGUACAUGUAUAUGUUUGUUUUUGGCUCGUCAUGUUUUUCAUUUUUGCGUUCUCUCAGAACGAGGUAAGGCAUGAAUGAGAUAGAAGCCAAGAGUCUGUACAGGACUGAAUUGCAUGGACAGAAGCAUCUGAGUGUGAGGAGGAGGAGGAGGAGGAGGAGGAAGGGGGGACGACACACUCGUAGAAAACAAAUAGCUAAUAGAUUUUAAGGUAAAGACAUGCAGAUUUUAGAAAAAGGGAAACACGAAAAAGUUCAGAAGCCAACCUCAAAAUGCAAUAUGAAAACAGCUGUAUGCACCCAUGACAGUUACAAUUAUCAUUUUGCCAAAGAUUCAAACACUUUACAUCUAUGCUGACUGGCUGCAUGUCGCUUUAUUUUUAAUUUUUUUAUUAUUUUUACGUUUCAACAGCCGUUAUUCCUGCCAUUUUUUAAAAUGUUUUUGUGUUUCACAUUUUCAUUCAAGCUGCACCCCUCGCUCAGCUUUUAGCAGCAAAUUUUACAAAAGCCUGACCAGCCAUGACACACAGAAAUGUGUGUUAUAGCUCAUACGUGUAACACAGGGGCCGAGACAUUCAACUGCAGAUGACUCAAGCUGUUGUGGACUUAUUCUUUGAUUCGUUUUUCCUCAUGUCUCAAUGCUCCAAAAAUAUAUAUAUAUAUUUAAUUGUGCCCCAAUUGGAAGUGUGUAAGCAAAGCACUUAAAUUCCAAAAGGAGGAGUGACAUAAAUUCCAUAUGUCAGUGUUGGAGGUGAAUAAAAUUGUCUCACUGCGAUGCUAAAGCUCGACGGCUGCAGCUUUGUCAGACUGCCAAAGGUGUCUUUUCCUGGCCCUCUCGAAAGUCAAUGAUUUAUUUAUUCUUAUUUAUUCUUUUUUUUUUUUCCCUUGACACGUUUCAAAUAAACUCUUGUUUCAUUGUCAUUAUCACAUUAUCGCAGUUUUAACAGUCAGUGUUAACGAAUGGAGGAAUGUAUGGUGGCGCUUCAUUGAAAGUGAAGAGGUACAUUGCACUUAAAUUGACGUCUUAACGAGCUUUAUGCAAUUAUGAGUCAUUUGGAGAGAAAAAAACAGAAAAAAACACAAUCUUUAAGUUAAAAAAAUAUAUAUAAAAAACAGGAAGACAUCAUGCGUUGUACCUAUUGGCUUUGAGUCAAGAGUUACCUUGUUUCAGUGAAAAAGAAGUGAUUUCUGUGACCCCUAUGUACACAUGGGACUUGUAUGAAUGUGCUACUUUUGGAUGUACAAAAGGGUCUCAGAUUUUGUUUGCGCUUAUCAUUUACAUUAUAUUGUCAUGGCUUACCUGUUCCUAAGGAGAAAAAAAACAUUAAAGCAAUACAAAUCAG
Messenger RNA from Scomber scombrus (Atlantic mackerel), 8115 nucleotides. RefSeq names its product tensin 1a (gene tns1a). The record is from RefSeq and is a predicted model, not a curated record. The transcript is spliced from 31 exons. Bases 290 to 4945 code for a protein of 1551 amino acids. Gene Ontology annotation, molecular function: protein binding. Gene Ontology annotation, biological process: fibroblast migration. NCBI's taxonomy places the organism in Eukaryota, Metazoa, Chordata, Actinopteri, Scombriformes, Scombridae.